AUGAGAAUCUUGCAGAAACUCACCACCACACUCCGGCCCCAAAUCCCCGGCGGCCCAUUCGCCGCCUCGAUCCAGAUCCGCCGCAGAAAACCCGCGGAUACCGCCCAGACCCGGAUCGAGACCCGCACCCUCGACCCGAAGCUCGACCUCCUCGCCUUCCACCGCCGCCGCCUCGCUCUCGCGCUCAGCGUCCACGCCCUCGUCUCCUCCAGGAAGCGCGGGCCCUUCGUCUCCGUUCAGCUCCUCUCCCGGUGGGCCCCGCACGCCGGCGUCGAAACCCUCACCGCCGGCGAAUUCCUCCGCAAGUACCCUCACGUCUUCGAGGUAUUCACCCACCCGGUCAGGAAAAACGCGUGCUGUAAAUUCACGCCGAAUUUCGUAAAAUUUCUCGAGCUCGAGGAUGAGAUUGUGUCUGGUAUGGAGGAGAUGAACGUGAUUAAACUCAGAAAAAUUCUCACCAUGUCUGUCAAUGGCAGAGUGCACCUCCAUGCCAUUAGAUUGAUGAGAAGGGAAUUAGGGUUUCCUGAGGAUUUUAGGGACUCAAUCAUUAGAAAGCACAUUGAACUAUUCAGAAUGGUAGACUGGGAGAUAGUCGAAUUAGUCGACUGGAAUGAGAAUGUGGAAAAGACGAAAGCUUUCACCGCGAAAAUCGAAGAAUGGAGAGAAAAAGAGUAUAUAGAGAAAUGGCUGAGUGAAUUCGAGGUGAAAUACGCAUUCCCAAUCAAUUUCCCAACAGGGUUUAAGAUAGUCCCAGGGUUUAAGGAGAAGCUGAGAAACUGGCAGAGACUUUCCUAUAUAAAGCCUUACGAGAAAGUCGAAAAAGCUCGUGCCCGUUCGUGUGGAGGUGUUGAGAGGUACGAAAAACGAGCCGUGGGCAUUAUUCACGAGCUCCUCUACUUGACUGUGGAGAAAAUGGUGGAAAUCGAGAGAUUGGCGCAUUUCAGGAAGGAUUUAGGUAUAGAGGUUAAUUUGCGCGAGCUUAUAUUGAAACAUCCGGGGAUUUUUUACAUGUCGACUAGAGGGAAAACUCAAAUGGUCUUUUUAAGGGAAGCAUACAGCAAAGGUAGAUUGAUCGAGACAGAUGAGCUUUAUGAUGUUCGGAGGAAAAUGUUGGAGCUUAUAUUGUUGGGUAGUCGUUUUACUAGAGUUAUGAGAGAAGGAAAAGAAGAUUUUGAAAAUGAAGAAUGUGUCGAGAAGAGUGAAAACCGAGGAGGGGACCCGAAGGAUGGCGAUUUUGUAAUUCCCAUUUUGGAGGGAUGCUCGGGAAAAUAG
This is a messenger RNA of Striga hermonthica, 1272 nucleotides long. The record is from the annotation of a GenBank genome assembly. NCBI's taxonomy places the organism in Eukaryota, Viridiplantae, Streptophyta, Magnoliopsida, Lamiales, Orobanchaceae.